Messenger RNA from Octopus sinensis (East Asian common octopus), 1442 nucleotides. Its product is annotated as ribonuclease P protein subunit p29. Gene Ontology annotation, cellular component: ribonuclease P complex; ribonuclease MRP complex. Lineage: Eukaryota; Metazoa; Mollusca; Cephalopoda; Octopoda; Octopodidae. Gene Ontology annotation, biological process: tRNA 5'-leader removal; rRNA processing. The coding region runs from base 217 to 906 and encodes 229 amino acids. The transcript has 8 exons. Gene Ontology annotation, molecular function: ribonuclease P RNA binding. The record is from RefSeq and is a predicted model, not a curated record.
UUAUAGAGCGUCAUUCAAAUGGUUGUUGUGACGUCAUCAGAAGCUGUGUAUUAGACAUCUCUGAACUACGCACGUGUUAAAGAUGUCAACAUAGGUUGAGGGGCUAAACAUAGAAGGAACAAGCAAGGACAAAGGGAUUAAGUUGAUCAUUACAUUAUAUUACAGCUGGCUUUAGUAUAACCAUUCCACAUUUCACUACUGAUUUGAAGAUAAAAUAUGUCAAAAAGCAGCACAGAGCAUCCCUACUUACCUUUGCCCAAAGAAGUUCUUGCCAAAGAAACUGAACUCAACAUUCUGAGCCAGAAAGAUUUACAGGAAAACUUUCUUGCCAACUUUUUAGCCCAAACUGUCGAAAAUCCAAGUCAUACACUUGAAAUCAUCACAGAAGACCAAAAAAUUCAAUCAAGAUGGGUCGACUGGAGGACACAACGACAUCUCACCAAAUCUAAACAUCACAAGAAAACUCUAUCAUCCAAACUGAGGAAACAAUUGAAAAUAUUUCACAUUCAACCUGAAGUCCAAAAGUUUCAUAACUUUCUUCCUCUUCAUAAAUUAUGGAAACAGUAUAUGAAGCAGUUAAUUCAGUUUGAGAACAUUAGCCCAAAUAAUUUAAUGGCAGUCAAUCUGAAAGUUCUGAAAGCUGAUUAUCAUGGAUGUUACCUCACCGUUUCCAAGUCAAAAUGUCCCUCAUACGUUGGCACAACUGGCAUUGUUCUGAUGGAAACCAAGAACAUUUUCAAAAUAAUUACAAAAGAUGAUAAAUUCAAAUGUAUACCUAAGAAAAAUUCAGUAUUCUGUUUCAGUCUUGAUGCCUACUGUUUCACUCUGUAUGGUAACCACAUGAAAGUGAAAGCCAGUGAAAGAAGCCACCGGAAAUUUAAAACUAAAUCAACAAUAGACCUAUAAAUCCCCCAUGGCAAAGAAAAUGUUAACACAAGAAAUGAAAAGGACAUGCAGUCGACAUUGUCAUGUGUGUGGAACACAAUUUAGAAAUUGCCAACUUUCUAAAGGUUGUAAAAUCUUUUGUAUACAAAGCUGAGAUGGAAUUGUAAGCCGUUAGAGUGUUUCAAUUGCAAUAAAGAGAAAAGAAAAUAUUCAAAAUUCAUCCAAUAGGUUCAAAACAUUGAUGCUGAUCCAAGAAAAAUCAAUGAGAGCCAUCAUCAAAGAAUUUCAAAGAGUGGACUAUCAGAACUGUGAUGCUUGAAGACAUUUGAUACAAAUCAUAUGUACAUCCUCACAAUACUAUAGCUUCACUAGAGACAACCAUUGUCCAGGUGAUGUCUAAAAUGAAGAAGGACCAUUUAGUGUAAACAAGCCCAAGACUUCAGUCCUAUGUUAAAGCAAUCACUGAAGUAGAAGGCAUAUUCAUAAACUUGUCUUAUAAGAAAGACUAUCAAGAAUGUGUACAAUUUUUUUAUUAAAACAUUGAGUCAUCCCAUGAA